Molecule: messenger RNA, 1824 nt
Organism: Diatraea saccharalis (sugarcane borer)
Lineage: Eukaryota; Metazoa; Arthropoda; Insecta; Lepidoptera; Crambidae
Source: the annotation of a GenBank genome assembly
CAGCGGCUGUGGGAAUCGGAAAUUUAUUUCAUCGAAACAAAAUGGCGGCAGGUGCAAAUGUUUCAUGUCCGUGGCCCAAUACUGAAGAUGAUUAUGAAUUACGCGACGUUAUCGGUGUUGGUGCAACGGCUGUUGUGUAUGGUGCUUAUUGUAAACCCAGGGGUGAAAAAUGUGCCAUAAAAAGGAUAAACUUAGAGAAAUGGAAUACUUCAAUGGAUGAACUCCUAAAAGAAAUUCAGGCUAUGUCUAGUUGUAAUCACGAAAAUGUAGUAACAUAUUAUACAAGUUUUGUGGUAAAUGAUGAACUAUGGCUUGUUUUGAGGUUACUAGAAGGUGGUAGUCUAUUAGAUGUUAUAAAACAUAAAAUGAAGGUUACAAAUUGCAAACAUGGAGUUUUUGAUGAAGCCACUAUUGCAACAGUUCUCAAAGAAGUUUUGAAAGGCCUGGAAUAUUUCCAUAGUAAUGGACAAAUACAUAGGGACAUCAAAGCUGGUAAUAUACUGCUGGGGGAGGAUGGCACUGUUCAGAUAGCAGAUUUUGGGGUCUCCGCAUGGUUAGCCACCGGCAGAGAUAUAUCAAGGCAAAAAGUUAGGCACACAUUUGUUGGGACGCCAUGUUGGAUGGCCCCAGAAGUAAUGGAACAAGACCACGGCUACGACUUCAAAGCUGAUAUUUGGUCAUUUGGAAUAACAGCAAUCGAAAUGGCAACUGGAACCGCGCCAUAUCAUAAAUACCCACCUAUGAAGGUCUUGAUGCUUACCUUGCAAAAUGACCCUCCUAAUUUAGAAACUGGGGCAGAUGAGAAGGAGCAGUAUAAAGCAUAUGGAAAAACAUUUAGGAAAAUGAUUGUGGAUUGUUUACAAAAAGAUCCUUCCAAAAGGCCAACAGCCACAGAAUUGUUAAAACAUCCAUUCUUCAAAAAGGCAAAAGAUAGAAAGUAUCUCACACAAACUUUAGUUGCUAUUGGACCAAGUAUGGAGACUCGAGUCCACAAGGCUAGUAAAAAACAACCAGGGGCAUCCGGAAGAUUACAUAGGACUCUGACUGGUGGUUGGGUGUGGAGUGAAGAAGAGGAUGAAGAUGCAGAAGCUCCCGAAUCUGAUGAAGACUCCUCCACUGGGGAGGACAAGAGGCCCAUGAAUGAGCUUCAACAAGCAGACUCCAGUGGGAGUGAAGAUGACGAGGAACCUGUAACUGGGGAAAAAAAACCUCUACAAGAAACAAGAAUGGAUGAGAAGGGAGGACCACAAGUGAUUAAUCUAGUAUUAAGAUUGAGAAAUGCUCGCAGAGAAUUGAAUGAUAUCCGUUUUGAAUUCAUAAUCGGCAAAGAUUCCGCAGAGGGUAUCGCCGGUGAAUUAGUAGGCGCUGGGUUGGUGGACCCCCAUGAUAGUGUUCCCAUCUCACUGAACUUGGCCAAGCUGCUUGAGGCACAAUCGAUGCCAUCGUCUUCCAAAGCCAUUACAUUCCAUUUGAAUUCCACCGGUCCCAACGAACAGUUCGACGACAAAGCGCUCAUAGGAUUCGCGCAAAUAUCUAUUGUAGACUAAUUUAAAAAAUUACAAGACGGAGUGUGUAUGUGUGAAAAACAAUUCAAAGUCCUUCGUUAAAGUAGUGAGUGGAAUUUCUUAAUCAUUCCUUCGAUUAGUUAACAGCGAAGGCCUAUAGAUGGCGCUUCCUCGAUGCCUUAGAAGUACGUAAAACGUAUCAUAUUCAUAUAAGUCGAUAAAUAAUAGUAAUUUUAAAAUUACUGAUACGAAACUAAAAUUGUAAAUUUUGAUUUAUAGAAUUUUAAUGACUUUUCCACUUUGCAUAGAUAUAUUUAAA